AUGGUGUCUGUCAGGGUAGCCGCCGACCCCCGUCAGCAGUUCACGCAAUACGAAAUCGACGAGCUUUUAUCGCGUAUAUCAUCGGGAGCCAGCACCAACGCCGUGGACGCGAUCAUGGCGUCGGGAGCGGCGCGGCAUUUGGCGGUGCGGCUCCUUACAGGCGAAACCGUCGUGGACGAGCCGCGUCCGCACAGCGCGGCGGCUGGCGGGAGGAGGACGGGCACGAGGUCGAGCAACACGGCGCGGCCAGCGGGGCCCGUGCCGCAAUCGAUGUCGUGGGAAGGCCCUUCGGGAUCGUCCCCUUCCCCGCGUUUGUCUCGCACUCCGCGCUCCCCAGCUGCUCGAGUGAAUCGCCUCGACUCUUCGAACCCCGCGCAGCUUCGUAUGAUUGAUUCCGCCUCACGGACGCAACCCGAUGCGGUCAGUCCACCGAAUUCGCGAACCACUUACAGAACCGACUCGGACCCGCAUUCCGCAGUGCAGCGCGCUCGAUCGGAGUCGCCGCGGGAAAUGUUGGAAUCUCCACGUUGCGCCACGCCGCCUGGAGUUUCCAGCUCUGAAUAUCCCGCAGAACAAGUCCCGCGUAGGAAGCUGUCAGGAAGGUCAUUCUCGGCUCAAGCUGAGCGGCCUCGCUCGAGCGGUCGCAUCGAAGGCUGCAGGCGCGGCGCUGAAUGCACCUCUCCGGGGCUGAUCAGUCCGCUGGACUUGUGGCGGCACGGAGAGUCGGGACGCGCUGAGCAUUCCUCCGGAGCAGCGCGCGCGGCACAGGGAGAAGCAGGCAGGGUGGGCGAUCUGCGGCGCAACGUGCUCGAGAAGUCGCUGUCCGACAGGCCGGAGCGCCCCGUGACGGCCGCGGGGAGGUGUGGCAGCGGUGGCAGGAGACUGAGCAGCGGGCUCGGGCGGCAGACAGUGGGAGACGAGCGCCGAAGGAAGGGGAAAGAGGCGGGGGUUUGGGCGGUGUGCGACAGACUGAUUGCAGAAAACGACAAAAGCAUGACGCCCAGAGAGGGCGGCUCGGGGAGCCCGAGGGCGGACGCAGGGGAGCCGAAACGGGCAGGUUUGAAGGAGGUUCGGGGAAGUGACGCGAGGGAGCAUAAUGCACACGGCGACUGCUGCAAAGCGCAGGAGAUGCUGACGCGGCAGGUGGACGGGCUGACGCGGCAGGUGGAGGAGCUGACGCGCCACAACGCGCAGCUGAGGGAGAUGCUGCAGGUGCGGUCGGGGGAGGUGCAGCGCGCAGAGGAGGCGCUGAAGGUGGCGCAGGGGGAGCGGGACGCGCUGGCGCAGGAGAUGGAGGCCGCCCUGCACACCUGGAUGGCGCCCACGCCCAGAGCCGCCACGCCUAGGGCGGAUGUGACUAACGCGGGCGUGACAAUAGAGGAGCAUGCGGCAGUGGUGGGGCGGGUGGCAGCGGUGGAGAGGGAGAACCAGGAGCUGUGGGCGAUGCUGGAGGGGCUCAGCGCACAGAGGGAGGCGGAGCUCAGGCAGACCGAGGGGCUGCGCAUGAGGGUCAAGUGCAUGGCAGCCGCUUCAGGCAGCCCGGCUAGCACGGGCAAGAACGGUGGCGGGUCACCCGAAGGUGGAGCUUCCCCUUCCAGAGGCCAUGGCUCCAACAUGACAUCUGUCAAUAGAGCUCCCUCGGCUUCCCAGUUGCCUGGUCACAGGCAUCAGAGCUCGCUGCACUCAGUUCAGUCGGUGCCAAACCCGACAAUUGUUUCUCCCUCUUCCCCGGUUAAUGCGAGACGACGCUUCCCUACGAGCGCCUCUGUUCCAGGCCCAGUGCAUCAUCACGGCCACAAUAACGCCAAGUCCCGGAGGCCGGUUGUUGAGGGCUCCACCCCUAGUGUAGGCUCAAGGAAGAAAGUGUGGUUCGGGCAAGAUUGA
This is a messenger RNA of Closterium sp. Yama58-4, 1884 nucleotides long. The record is from the annotation of a GenBank genome assembly. NCBI's taxonomy places the organism in Eukaryota, Viridiplantae, Streptophyta, Zygnematophyceae, Desmidiales, Closteriaceae.